ACAUGGUUCAGUGGUGGACUUGGCAGUGCUGGGUUAACAGUUGGACUUGAUGAUCCUAAAAGGUCUUUUCCAACCAAUACAAAUCUUUGGUUCUGUGGUUCAGCAUGAGCACGGUCAGACACUGGAACAGGGGCCCAGAAAGGCUGUGCAAUCUGCAUCCAUGGAGAUACUCAAAGAUGGACUGGACAAAGCCCCGGGCCACUUGAUUUAACCUUGAAGUCCUGCUUUGAGCAGCAGGGCUGGACAGGACCCCUCCAGAGUCCCCUUCCAACUUCCCUUAUCCCAUUAACCAACACUCCAGAGAAAGUCACUGCCACCCUGACCUGUCGGGUGACAUUCCUGGCUGCCAGCCUUCCUUGGGCUAACAAGCCGUGGUUGCCAGGGAGGUUGCCAGGGAGGCUGACAUCAGACAUCCCUUCCCUAUGGAUUAUCUCUCAGCAGCAGCACCAUCCGCUCCGAAUCCGCAAAGAGGCGGGAGGGCGCCCAGAGGGCACCCAGAGGAAGCCCCGGAGCCUGUUCUUUGCGUCACCAACCCGGGUUGCUUAGCACCACUGGGACCGUGGAGAGGGGGAACCAGCUCCGGGGGCUUGGUGGCUUUUGGUGUGUUUUUUUUUUCCCCCCCUGCGUGUCCUGUUUGAGAGCCAAACCUUGCCGAGGACGUAGCAGAGGAGCAGCUGAGGCGAUGGCAGGAGAGGCAGGGAUGCUCGAGCUGCCCUUCAUCCACGAUGACCAGCUCACCCGGUGCAUGAAGCUGCGGUUCCAGAGCCUGCAGGAAAAAAACAUCAGGCCCCAGGAUGGUGAGAAGCUGCUGCAUCCCAACGAGCACGUCUACCGGGUGGAUUUCAUCCGGCAGCGCAACCUGCGCUUCCUCCGCUGGAACGUCCAGCUGGAGAGACCUGGGAAGGUCACGGUGACCGGUACCUCCCAGCACUGGACUCCUGAUCUCACCAACCUUAUGAACCGGCAGCUGCUGGAGCCAGUGAGUAUCUUCUGGAAGAAGCCAGGAGCCGAGGAGGUGGAAUGCAACGAGGCAGACGCCCAGGAAUUUGGGGAGCGGAUAGCGGAGUUAGCCCAGAUCCGCAAGGUCAUCCCAGACUGGAAGGAGCAGGAGUGGAAUCCUGAGAAACCUGAGAGCUACGUGGGGAUCUUUCACUUCCAGUUCUGGCGCUUUGGCCAGUGGCUGGAUGUGGUGAUAGAUGACCGCCUGCCCACGCUCCACAGCCAGCUCAUCUACUGCCACUCCAACUCCAGGAACGAGUUCUGGUGUGCCUUGGUGGAGAAAGCUUAUGCCAAGUUAUCAGGCUGUUACGAGGCCCUGGAUGGAGGUAACACAGCUGAUGCCCUGGUGGACUUUACUGGUGGGGUCUCUGAGCCUAUUGACUUGACUGAAGGGGACUACAUUGCUGAUGAAGCCAAGCGAAACCUCCUCUUUGAACGGGUGCUGAAGGUACACAACCGAGGAGGCCUCAUCAGCUGCUCCAUCAAAGCCACGUCAGCGGCUGACAUGGAGGCCCGCCUGGCCUGUGGGCUGGUGAAGGGGCACGCCUACGCGGUGACGGACGUGCGGAAGGUCCGCCUGGGCCACGGGCUGCUGUCCUUCUUCAAGUCAGAGAAGCUGGACAUGAUCCGCAUGCGCAACCCCUGGGGCGAGCGCGAGUGGAACGGCCCUUGGAGCGACACCUCCGAGGAGUGGCAGAAAGUGAGUAAAAGUGAAAGAGAAAAGAUGGGGAUGACGGUGGAAGAUGAUGGAGAGUUCUGGAUGACCUUUGAAGAUUUCUGCAAAUACUUCACAGACAUCAUCAAGUGCCGUCUCAUCAACACGUCCUACCUGAGCAUCCACAAGACCUGGGAGGAGGCAGUGCUACAUGGGGUGUGGACCAGAAGUAAUGACCCCUUGAAGAACCGCUCUGGAGGCUGCAUCAACCACAAGGACACCUUUCUGCAGAACCCCCAAUACGUGUUUGAUGUGAAGAAGGCAGAGGAUGAAGUGCUGAUCUCCAUCCAGCAGAAGCCAAAAAGGACCAGUCGUAAGGAGGGCAAAGGAGAGAACCUGGCCAUAGGCUUUGAUAUCCAUAAGGUGGAGCUGAACAGGAACUACCGGAUGCACACCCUGCAGCAGAAGGUGGCCAGUUCCAUCUACAUCAACUCCCGCAGCGUCUUCCUAAGGACGGACCUGAAGGAAGGUCGCUACGUCAUCAUUCCCACCACUUUUGACCCUGGUCAUGAAGGCGAGUUUCUUCUCAGGAUUUUCACGGAUGUGCCUUCAGAUUGCAGAGAGCUGAUUCUGGAUGAGCCACCACACACCUGCUGGAGUGGGAUGUGUGGUUACCCACAAGUGGUGUCCCAGAUCCAUGUCCUCGCCGCAGCGGGGCUCAAGAAUCAGGACACCCAAGGAGGAGCUGACCCAUAUGUGAUCAUAAAGUGUGAAGGGCAAAAGGUUCGCUCUCCCGUGAAGAAGAACACGGUGUCUCCUGAAUUUGACGUGAAAGGUCUCUUCUACCGCAAGAAGCCAGGACAACCCAUCAUUGUUCAGAUCUGGAACCACCACUUAAUAAGUGACGAGUUCUUGGGCCAGGUGGUGCUGACGGGGGAUCCCAGCGACCGGCAGUCAGUGCACACCCUGCACCUCCAGGACAAGGGGAACAGGAGAUCCAACGAUCUCCCUGGAACCAUCGCCGUGAGGCUGCUCAGCAGUAGCACCCUCACCAACAUCUAAGCACUCAAGGACUCUUCUUCUGGUGCCACACAUGUAUAUAGACAUGCACACAUACAUAUAUAUACAUACAUAUAUAUAUACACGCACAGAGCCUACCUACCAUCUGCAGAGCAUAUAUGAACUAUGCAUGAAUUCCACUCAAAGGAGCCAAUCUUGUGUUUUCAAUGUUAAAAAAUGGUGCCUUUUUUUUUUUGGGGAACCACAACCACCCUUCUGCUGGCAUCCCCUGCAGCCCCCAUCGCCCCGUGGCAUCAACUGUGGGCACACUGUGUGUCCUGACAGCCAGAGCACCACGCCCUGGUGCUCUUUGUUUACACAGGCUGGCACACACGUGCCACCACGCACACGUGUGGUCACCACGGUCCCACCAGCUGCUUCAAUGCAUCUUCAAUGUGUCUUUGCUUGGUUUUAGAGUCGUGCGUGUGGAGUCGUCUCCUGUGAAACUGCCAUUUAAUUGCUUCUCUGUGAGGGCACCUCAGCAAAGAGGAGAAGUGGAGAUAAAAUAGAUUUGGGGGCCUCCUGGGUGGUUUCUGGAUAUGGGUUUGCAUAGUGCAACUGGAAGAAUAGUGCACCAAGGCAAGUCCCAAGUCCCAGAUCCACAGGGACAACAAGACCAAAGGCUCCAUCUUUUUAGGGACAAACUGUCUCAUCCCGAGUCUCGUUCAUCCCCGUGCAACUCGGAAGGAUACAAAGAAGCCAACAGCCAUGGUGGGACAACUGUUCCCUGGGGUCAAGUUUUUGAAUCAGUCUGGACUCAGCUCCUGUGUGUGCCUCUGGAACUGCCGUGGUGCCUGCUGUCUCCAUGUCUUCAUGCCAUCCCCGCCCCAGGAGCUCUCCUCAGUAGCUGGGGUGGGUUGUCUGCUGGGGCCGCUCGGUGUUCAGAUAAGAGGAGAUCAGUUCCUCUGAAGGCCAAAGGGUCAGGUCCAAGAGAUGGGGAGCUUUGCUGGGUGGGCUCCAUCUGUACAGCUGCACACAGUGCAUCAUUCUCAGUGCCUCACUUUCCCAAGCCCUUCUUAAAAACAGUGGGCUCUUAGCUUGUGCUAGAGGAGAGAAGAGCAGCACUGCUCCUGGGAAUAUUUAAUUCCUACUAGAGGCCACGCCCCACUUUUAAUUUCCAUUCUCCUGGCCUGGAGGAUGGGUUGCACGGUGCUAGAGCCAAUCUCACAAGCACAACCCACACUCAUCCUCGGGGCCACGUCUAGGGCCACGCUCUGCUGCUCUUUGCCAUGCAGACUGAGUUCAUCUCCCUUAUUCCACUGGGUGGCAGAAUCCAGCCUCUUAUAAACCAUCCCAGGUAAACCAAACAACAAACCCUUGCCUGGGCUUUCAGCAGCAGAUCAGGGCAGGUUUCAAAGCAUUUUUAUUUCUCCUCUUGUUAAAGUUUGUUUGGUUUGGUUGGGUUUUUUUAAUUAAUUUAUUCAUGUGCCUUUAGAAAUGGUGCAAGUUAAGGGAAUUUUCUGUCAGGUUUUCUAUCAAGCAAAACUUUUGCAGUCACCUGCAUGUGGGGGGAAAUGAAUAAAUAUGAUGUAAUCUUGGUAAAUUUUAGCCUGAGCAGAGUCCUCUGCCUGCAAGGACAAGUGAACAGAAAAGCCUUCUUUUGCUGUAGCAAGCAGGGUUUCUGUUUGUCCUACUAAAUGUCCACGUUUGUGCUGAAAGUCUGUAUUUUUGCUCAAAGUCCCUAAAGACCUGCUAGGUCUAAAGUGGUAAGGUGUUCCCCAAAGUCUCAUUAGCUGCCAGCUCCAUUCUUGGUGCAGAGAGUGCAACUCCAUCGAUUUUUGCAGGCUGCUGUUCCACUUUUAUCUUCAGAAUUUACCUCCUGUGGAUGUGAAUCAGGUUUUGGACCAAAAUGCUUAUUUUCCUAGGUCUUGUUUUUUCAGGGUUUCGAGGCAAGCUGUAGCCCAUGGGAUGCUCUUUCCAGGUCCCAUGUUUCCUGACUUGCACUGAGCAGCCUCCAAAUCCUGGUGCCAUCACUGGGACCUAGCUUAGUUUGGCAUCUUGCAGAAUUGGCUCCCAUGUUCCUAGUUUGAUAAAGUGAUAUUUUGACCCCAAGAUCAAAGCAAAUCCUUGAAUUCAGAGUCAGAGAUACGUUGAUUUUAUUCUGGUUUUAUUCAUGGGACUCGUGGCUGAAAAUAAACAGAAGCAGAAUUGUGGGGCCAGAAGGUAUGAUUUAGGUCUUAGAAGAGCUCACAAGGCUCAUAGAAUCGUGGAAUGGUUUGAGUUGGAAGGGACCUUAAAGAUCAUCCAGCUCCAACCCCCCUGCAUGGGCAGGGACACCUCCCACCAGCCCAGGCUGCUCCAAGCCCCAUCCAACCUGCCCUUCAACACUUUUAGGAAUGGGGCAGCCACAGCUUCUCUGGGCAACCUGUUCCAGUGCCCUCAUGCUCAGAGCGUUACGAGAAGGACUGUAAUGCCCAAAGAUACCUCACCUGGCAGGGAGAAGAGCUAUUUAGCUAAGGGAGAACAUCACAGGAACAUCACAGGAGCUUGACACCACCAUCAUCAGAUGGGGAUAGCCAGCCUGCUUGCAUUAGCCUUGUUUUCUCAGGAAAUCAGGCUACUGAGAGCUUCAGCAAACAGGAGCCCUUUGGCCAGGAGUGCCCUGACACGUGCCAACAUGCCCUGUGGUCCCCAAGGAACGACGCUGAACCUUGUUGAGUAGUGGUGCCUCAGUCCCCAUGGGCAGCCUCCUUCCUUCCUACUUGAGAGAAUCAAGCCAUAAUAAGAGGAAAGGCAGUUUUAUAAUAACUUCUCAUUGAAGAAAAAGAAAUCAUCAUGCUAUAGCAGGACCAAAAUGUCUUAAUAUUAUUCAUGUUUGUCCUUUUUUUUUCUUUUGAGAAGUUAAAACAGAAGCCUUCUUCUUCCUGCCUUUCAAAUGGAAUAUCAAAAAUGACCUUUUCUGCUGGUUUUCUGUGUGUCUUGUCUGUAGAGCAGAUGGGGGAGGGCACUUACUGAAAUGCCAUUCCUAACGUUGAUGCCUUUUCUCUUUGAAUGAAGCAAACAGAAAGAUUCAGGGUUGUUUUUCCUGUCUGAGGGGAGGGCAGGUUUGAUAAGCACUUUCCAGUCUCCUCCAGGUCGUGUAGGACAUGUCUCUUGAUUUGUUUUCUGUUUCUUCUGUUAAUCAUUUCAAUGAUUGCAGGUAGCCUGCCAUUAUACCCUUUUUCUUCUGGAUGUCUGCGUGUUACAACAGGCUGUGACUUGUCUUCAUCUCCAAAGGCACUGUCGUGCUGCACAAGAUCAGAGGGUGAUCCAAACAGAAAGCCAACCUUGUACAGCUGUAAACCUCCUAGAAAUAAAUUGUGUAUAUUUUAUUCAGA
Apus apus (common swift) is the source of this 6030-nucleotide messenger RNA. It is a transcript of the gene CAPN5, whose product is annotated as calpain 5. The coding region runs from base 683 to 2716 and encodes 677 amino acids. The record is from RefSeq and is a predicted model, not a curated record. Gene Ontology annotation, biological process: signal transduction; proteolysis; sensory perception of smell. NCBI's taxonomy places the organism in Eukaryota, Metazoa, Chordata, Aves, Apodiformes, Apodidae. Gene Ontology annotation, cellular component: cytoplasm. The transcript is spliced from 11 exons. Gene Ontology annotation, molecular function: calcium-dependent cysteine-type endopeptidase activity.